GUCAUCCAUAAAGUGCUGUGUCUGGCGGGGCUGCUUUGUUUUCCUACCGGUGUCUGUGCUGCUGUACUCUUUUAUUUUAGUAGUCGUUUCCGUUUGAGGGUCAUGUUCCCUAACUUUGCUGCGUGGCCAGCGCAGCUGCGCAAACAAGCGCGAGCCGUGCGCUGCUGAUGUGACGGAGAAGGAAGCGAGCACGUUUGAGCAGGCAUCGGUUUGUGUUCAUGUGAAGGUGGGGAUGGCGAAACCAUGUGGCCUAGUGAAAUCCUGUCACCUGGUGAAGCCUGUAUCAGCAACCCGGGUUGCUGGCAGAUACUUAUCUCAUCAAAAGGGCCUGCCGAGUCUGCCCGUCCCACCUUUACAGCAGACCUGUGAGCGAUACAUCACUGCCCUGGAGCCCAUUCUGGAGAUGGAUGAGCUAAAGCACACCAAGGAGCUGGUGGAGGAAUUCCAGAAAGCAGGAGGGAUCGGCGAGGGACUGCAGUCAGGCCUUGAGAAGAGAGCAAGCAGAACUGAAAACUGGCUGUCCGACUGGUGGGUUCAGGUUGCUUACCUUGACUACCGGAUGCCUGUGGUGGUGCAUUCAAGUCCUGGGUUGGUCUUGCCUCGCAUGAACUUCACUGAUAAGCAGGGACAAGUGAGGUUUGCUGCUAAACUGAUAGCAGGUGUUUUGGACUUUAAGACAAUGAUUGACAAUGAGACUCUCCCAGUGGAGUACAUGGGAGAAAAGCCCCUGUGCAUGAAUCAGUAUUAUGAGGUGCUGUCAUCCUGCCGCAUCCCUGGUCUGAAGAGGGACUCGGUGGUUAACCACGCCAAAAGCUCCAGGCCUCCCAAACACAUCACAGUGGUGCACAACUGUGAGUUCUUUGUCCUGGACGUCUACAACAGUGACGGCUCUGUGCUGACAGCGGAGCAGCUGUGUGCUCAGCUGGAGAAGAUCUGCAACUCCUCACCGAAGCUUAACAACCAACCUGUUGGUAUCCUCACCACCCAGCAUCGCGACACCUGGGCUAAGGCCUACAUCAACCUCAUCAAGGAUACGAAGAACAAAGAAUCGGUGUUAGCCAUCCAAAGGAGCAUAUUCACCGUGUGUCUCGACGGAGGGAUGCCUGGAGUGUCUAAUGAAACGUACCGCAGCUGCGCCGCCAUCCAGAUGCUGCACGGAGGAGGCAGUCAGUGGAACAGCGGCAAUCGCUGGUUUGACAAGACCCUGCAGUUCAUUAUCGGGGAAGAUGGGAUGUGUGGCGCCAACUAUGAACAUGCCCCAGCUGAGGGCCCACCCAUCGUGGCCUUGAUCGACCAUGUUGUAGAGUACACGAGGAAGCUGGAGUUGACACAGUCCCCCGCUGUGCCUUUACCUGUACCCCAGAAACUGCACUUCAACAUCACACCUGACAUUCAGAAAGACAUCGAGGAGGCCAAGCAGAGCAUGGACACACUGGCCCAGGACCUGGAUAUGAGGGUUAUGGUAUUUAGCCACUUUGGGAAAAAUGUCCCCAAGGCGCACAAAAUGAGUCCUGAUGCCUUUAUACAGGUGGCUCUACAGCUGGCCUACUACAGGAUGUACCAGCGAUGCUGUGCGACAUAUGAAAGCGCCUCUCUGCGUAUGUUCAGACGAGGACGUACAGAUACGAUCCGAUCGGCCUCCAGUGCCUCGGCGGCCUUUGUCCGGGCCUUUGACGACCCCAACAGACAGAACACGGAGAAAGUGGAACUAAUGGAGAAAGCUGUGAAAGCGCACAGGUCAUACACCAACAUGGCCAUCAGUGGCCAAGCUGUGGACAGACACCUCCUGGGCCUGAAGAUGCAGGCAGUCGAAUCAAAGCUCUCACUACCUGAAAUCUUCAAAGAUGCUGCCUACGCUAAAGCAUUACACUACCGGCUGUCCACCAGUCAGGUGCCGUCUAAGACAGACUGUGUUAUGUGCUUCGGCCCAGUUGUACCCGACGGAUACGGCGUAUGCUACAAUCCUAUGAAUGAUCACAUCAACUUUGCCAUGUCGUCCUUCAACUCCUGCCAAGGAACCAAUGGAGCGCAGCUGGCCCAGUCCAUGGAGGGCGCACUGCUGGAUAUGAAGAAGCUCCUGGAUCAGACUCCAAAAGCCAAACUGUGACGUCCUAACUUUGUUAGUCUUCCUGAAGACUCGGUGGACGGUAAAGGGCUCUGAGUCAGACCCAACGCCAGACUGUCCACCUCCAGAAUGUCUGCGUCAGUGAGCUAAUUCAGCAUCUUACUGAUUGAACCUUGCACUUUAAAUGAUGUGAUACCUAGUGUGCAGACAUGUGAACUUCUUUGAUUUGGAUGCUUAUAAUCACAAACACAUAUUACAGUAAUUUCUUUAACUCAUGAACACGUCAAGCAUCUACACUGCCAGUAAAAAGCAUUUUGUAAAUUUAAAUGUUGCUUUAGUGUAAACCUUUUUGGAAUUUAUUUUUCUAGACAGAAACCUCUUCAGCCUCAGACCUGACUGAUUGACUUGUACUGGCCAGCUGUCAUUUAAUCAAUGUCAUGUUGUGGUCUGCUGAUGAACAUAUAAUUGGUCUAAUGGAAGAGAUGCAGUUAUUAUCACAGUAGAAAUGAUUUCAAGUGGAGAAAAGUGUUUCUGUAAUUAGAGGUAUUAUGCUGAUUGGUUCAGUAGUUCAAUGCGUCCCAGUUUGAAGUGAUCUGCUGUUUUCUAUUGCUGCAUGUUUUUUAAGCUAUACUGUAGCUUUAUUAUUUCCAACACUCUCUUAUGUGUUUGGCAUCAGCAGAUCAUGUUUAUUUUAUUGGGCUGAAUUACAGGGAGAUUCUAGCCUCUAUUAUCUAUGCUACAACCCACAGGAGCCAGUCAUCAACACUUCACCCUGAGACACGUAAACCUCCAGCCAGUUUGUUUACAAUGACAAUGACAUGAAAAUGUUCGGACACACCUUAAUCACAAUUAUUGACUUAAAGAAGCUGGCACCUUGGACAGUGUGUGUGUGAUCAAUGUAAGACUAUCAAGACUUGAAAUAAAUAUAUAUGAUUGUCAAAACCCUGAA
Molecule: messenger RNA, 3014 nt
Organism: Betta splendens (Siamese fighting fish)
Lineage: Eukaryota; Metazoa; Chordata; Actinopteri; Anabantiformes; Osphronemidae
Gene: crata
Product: carnitine O-acetyltransferase a
Exons: 14
Coding region: 233-2107 (624 amino acids)
Biological process (GO): carnitine metabolic process, CoA-linked
Cellular component (GO): peroxisome
Molecular function (GO): carnitine O-acetyltransferase activity
Source: RefSeq, a predicted model, not a curated record